ACUGAGACCACAACUGUAUAGGUCGGGUCACACCGUUGUAGAAUGAUAAAUUGUUUCUCCAAGUGGUAGAAGUAUUGUCUUCAACUCGUCACUAACACCUCUGCAGCAGUUAAUCUGUCGGUGGCUAUGGCAACCCGUGGUCGGAGUCGUCGGACGCCAUCCCUGCUUCUCUUCCUAACGCUAGUGGUGUUCUCGCUGGUGGGAACCUCUCUCGCCGCCGGAAUCGCCAUUUACUGGGGAAAGAACGCAAUUGAAGGAACCUUAACAAACGCUUGCGCAACAAACAGGUAUGCUUACAUUAACAUAGCUUUCCUCUACAUCUUUGGCAAUAGCCAGACCCCUCAAAUCAAUCUCUCCGAUCACUGCAACCCAUCCUCCGAUGAUUGCACCGCCGUCAGCGACGGCAUAAGAUACUGCCAAAACAGAGGAAUCAAGGUUAUGCUCUCAAUCAUAAGUGGCGGCAAAAAUUACUCUCUCUCAUCCCCUUCAGAUGCCAAGAACAUCGCCGAUUUCCUCUGGAACAACUUCCUUGGGGGUAAUUCAUCGUCGAGACCACUCGGUGAUGCUGUAUUAGACGGCAUAGAUUUCAAUAUCGAGGAUGGGUCUACUCUAUAUUGGGACGAUCUCGCGAGGUAUCUCUCUGCUUACAGAAAACAGGGGAAGAAGAAGGUGUACUUAACGGCGGCGCCACAAUGUCCAUACCCAGAUAGAUAUCUGGGUCGUUCAAUUAAUACUGGGCUUUUCGAUUAUGUUUGGAUUCAGUACUAUGAUAAUCCUUCUUGCGAUUACAGUUCAGGGAAUGUUAACAAUCUUCUGAGUUCUUGGAUGCAAUGGACGUCGUCAAUUCCAGCAACCAAGAUAUUCUUGGGACUACCAUCGUCGAUAGGAGUGAGUAGUUUUGUCCCUGCAAACGUUUUGAUUUCUCAGAUACUUCCAGUGGUGAAGACUUCACCAAAAUAUGGAGGUGUGAUGCUCUGGUCUAAGUAUUCUGAUGAUCAGAGUGGAUAUAGUUCUUCUAUUAAGAGCAGUGUCGAAGAUGUUAACUGUGUAGUUCUUAGCAUUCGGCUAACACUGCCAUCGCAGCUCCCGCUGGAAUCAUGAAGAGGACAAAAAAAAAAAAAUAAUAAUCUCUAUGACUUAUAAUUUUUCGUACAAAAAAUCCUUUGCAAGAAAGCAGUGAGUGGCACAUAUGUUUUGUGAACUUAUAUGUAUAUUUUAUGGAUAAAUGGAUGAAAGUUUUAUA
Molecule: messenger RNA, 1243 nt
Organism: Macadamia integrifolia
Lineage: Eukaryota; Viridiplantae; Streptophyta; Magnoliopsida; Proteales; Proteaceae
Product: acidic endochitinase-like
Exons: 1
Coding region: 127-1101 (324 amino acids)
Biological process (GO): carbohydrate metabolic process
Cellular component (GO): extracellular region
Molecular function (GO): chitinase activity
Source: RefSeq, a predicted model, not a curated record